GUUAAAAUCCUUAAAAAUCAAAACAUACUUCAUAAUACUUCAGAGUUAAGAGUUAAAUUUAGAAAGGAGAGUUUAGAUAUUACUUUCAAAAAAUAAAAAUAUGACAAUUUUAGAAUUUGACAAAAAAGUGACUGGGUUUUUGUUACUACCCUUCUUCAAACACGAGUGGCCGAUGCCCUGUUUUUACAUCUGCGCUGGAACAAAGGACCACAUGAGUAGAGAAGACCUCCCAAUCGUUGCCAUAGCCUCCGACGAAUCUCACUGCAUCCAUCGCCCUCCGCAAACGGAUCCUCACUUAGCCCUGCCAUUUCCGCUUACUUCAAUAUCGCUGGAGGAGUGCCGCCAUCGCUGCUCCAAGGCUGGAGGAGUGCCAUCAUCGCUGCUCCAGGGGUCCACCGUGUCCACUCCAUGGGUCUGUCGUCGCUGCUUCGGCCCUCGCUAGUCACUGUCGUCGCUUCAGAUCUCACCGGUCUUCGUCGCUACUUCAGCAUUCAUCGGCCUCUUGUGGUUUAGAUCCGGUUCAGAUCCGACAACGACUUUGUGUUGUGGGCAGUCGACGAGGGUCAAAACCGGGCGGGUGUGGCUAUGAACUGGUGGUUAUUGAGGUCAGCGACAAGUCGAGUUAUUGGGAGUGGCUAAGGUCGACUGGUGGAGGUGGAGGUGAGGGUGGGUUGAAAUGUGCUGGUGGGGUAAGGGUGGGGGGUUGUGGGAUAGUGGGGCAGGGGAGGGGGUUGGGAGCUGGUGUGUAUGGCUAGGGACAAGACAAGGGAAGUGGUGGUGGGGCAGGGGCAGGGUGUGGUGGUCACCGGUGGGGAGGCGGUGGUAACUGAUCGGAGGGCGGAAUAAUUUGUGUCACUAUGGGCGGCGGCGGCGGUGGCCGAACGGAGGAGCUAUCACUGUGGCCAGAGGUUGGACGGAGAUAUCAUUACAGGAAUGUCACCGUGAAAUUGUCACUACGGAGGUCUCAUUAUGGCCAUCGGCGGCGGUGGCAGUAACAUGGGCGGCGGCGGUAACACGAGCAAUGGCGACAAUAGUGACACGGGCAAUAACGGGAGUGACAUCCAACAGUGACAUGAAAAUGACACAGUGAAAUGAAUAUAUGGUUGUCACUUUAUUUUAGUCACAUUUUUAUCCAAAUGUGAAAGUGGUCACACUUUUGAAAAUUAGCAUUAAUUUAGUAAUACUCAGGGAUAACCCCUUAAAUUUACCUGUUAUUGGGCCAUUGGCCCAAAACAAAUUAACCCAACUUUUACCCUUUAUGGUUGAGUAGGCUAAG
Molecule: messenger RNA, 1276 nt
Organism: Cuscuta europaea
Lineage: Eukaryota; Viridiplantae; Streptophyta; Magnoliopsida; Solanales; Convolvulaceae
Source: the annotation of a GenBank genome assembly